Oryza sativa Japonica Group (Japanese rice) is the source of this 1396-nucleotide messenger RNA. RefSeq names its product ocs element-binding factor 1. Gene Ontology annotation, molecular function: DNA-binding transcription factor activity; transcription cis-regulatory region binding. Gene Ontology annotation, biological process: positive regulation of DNA-templated transcription. NCBI's taxonomy places the organism in Eukaryota, Viridiplantae, Streptophyta, Magnoliopsida, Poales, Poaceae. Gene Ontology annotation, cellular component: nucleus. The record is from RefSeq and is a predicted model, not a curated record.
CUCCCAGAGCCCUUCUAAACCUUCCCCAUCCGUCUAAUUGCGCCCCUUAUGCAUUAGAGCCCCCGGAGUCCCCUCUGUUUCGCAGAUAAGUCCUUUGGUUCCCAUCUUUUUAUUACAUUCAGGUCCUCCUAGUUUCUUUUCCUUUCGAGUCUACUCCUUGCAUUCUUGCGAGGAAGCCCCUCGGGUUGGUCGAAUUUUAGUUUCCACUCCCUCUCCUCGGGGAGUCGUUGCUGUUCUUGUUCUUGGUCGAGGUUGAGGUUGGUGGCGUAGAUCCGAUCUGAGGAAUGUUUACCUAUCCUUUCCUCUAACGUUCGCCGUACUCCGAUGAAGUUGAACGUGCUCCGCCGCCGCCGUUCCCACUCCUUCUCCGUCGCCUUCCUCUACUGGUUCUACGUCUUCUCAUGAACUCAUCGCCUUCCUCCCAAGAACACCAUCUCCAGCCUCUAAUUGAUUAUAUCUUGAUUUCUUUUUCAUCCUCCUACUAGUUUCUUUCUUGUGUUCUUUGGAAUUUUUUUGAUCUCUUGAAGAGAUCCGGUUCUUGGAUUAAGUUUUGGACAAGAACCGUACUGUGACCAUGUCGUCGCCUUCGCGCCGGAGCUCCAGCCCGGAGAGCAACACCAGCGGCGGCGGCGGUGGCGCCGACGAGCGGAAGAGGAAGAGGAUGCUGUCGAACAGGGAGUCGGCGAGGCGAUCCAGGGCGAGGAAGCAGCAGAGGCUGGAGGAGCUGAUCGCCGAGGCGGCGCGCCUCCAGGCCGAGAACGCGCGCGUCGAGGCGCAGAUCGGGGCCUACGCGGGGGAGCUGAGCAAGGUCGACGGCGAGAACGCGGUGCUCCGCGCCCGCCACGGCGAGCUCGCCGGGCGCCUCCAGGCGCUCGGCAGCGUCCUGGAGAUCCUCCAGGUGGCCGGCGCGCCCGUCGACAUCCCGGAGAUCCCCGACGACCCGCUGCUCCGCCCAUGGCAGCCGCCGUUCGCGGCCCAGCCCAUCGUCGCCACCGCCAUGGCCGACGCCUUCCAGUUCUGAGCCACCAUGGAGAGCUCGCACGCCAUGGCCAUUGGCAUCAAUGGCAUGGUUGCAGCUGCAUUACAACUAGUAGUACUAGCCUCUGUGGUUGUGUCUGAUGAUGCUUAUUAUGUUUAAUUAUGGUUUGCUUCAUGUUGUUUUCAUUAAUCUAGACCAUUAAUAAGCAAUGUGUGUUGUAAUCUUGUCUAGUCUUAUGUGAGAUGUGUUCAUCUCCAGUGCUCCUUGCUAAUAAGGGUGGAAGAGAACAAUCCGAUUUGAUGUAAUUCUUGGAGAGCACAUGUGUGCUGGUUUGUGAUGUGAUGAACUGAUGAUUGUAAUAUUUUGACAUUGAACCUAUGCUAUAAUGUUUGCAGCAAUGAAUCUAUCCUUGUGUCA